Messenger RNA from Neoarius graeffei (lesser salmon catfish), 3766 nucleotides. It is a transcript of the gene rufy2, whose product is annotated as RUN and FYVE domain containing 2. The record is from RefSeq and is a predicted model, not a curated record. NCBI's taxonomy places the organism in Eukaryota, Metazoa, Chordata, Actinopteri, Siluriformes, Ariidae. The transcript is spliced from 18 exons. The coding region runs from base 219 to 2321 and encodes 700 amino acids. Gene Ontology annotation, cellular component: cytoplasm. Gene Ontology annotation, molecular function: metal ion binding.
GUGUGCGCGCGGCUGUAAACAAACUCCUGUGCCGUGCGGCGCUGCUUUGAUGUGUGUUCUGCACUGUUCUGCCCGCACAGCCGCUUUUAUAUGAAUGGGCAUUGUAGAGUAAGGUGUGUUGGGUUCUAGUACGGGUCUAGUAAAGGGAGAGGGUGUCGGUUAUGAAGGGAAUGUCCCCGGCGGUGAAGUGUGCGCUGCUCCCGGCCGUGUGAGCGGCGAUGGCGAUGGCCGCACCUGCAGAGCAGGAGCUCACCUUGACCGAACCGGACUCCGGGAAAGACAAAUCGCAGGCUUUCGGGAUCCUCCGGCUGCAGGAGGAGAGCAAAUCCGGCGGUGAGAAAAGCAGCAGCAGCAGCAGGACAGACGGGAGAUGGCAGGCGCCCAUAUUCGCUUUAGCUCGGAAAGCCUCGGAAACCCUUUCAAGCGGAAUUCACGUCCUGCCCAAAGUGUCCGAGUCUAAAGUGUGCUCGUUUUCAGAGGAAUGGAGCGUCAAGGCCUUCCGGGAUCCUAUGGCUAUGGAGAGGGCCAACUUGCUGAACAUGGCCAAGCUCAGCAUUAAAGGGCUGAUCGAGUCGGCGCUGAGCUUUGGUCGGACACUGGACUCGGAUUAUCCCCCGCUGCAGCAGUUCUUUGUGGUCAUGGAGCACUGUCUGAAGCACGGCCUUAAAGUGAAGAAGACAUUUCUUGGCUACAACAAGUCGCUGUGGGGGCCUCUGGAGAUGGUGGAGAAGCUCUGCCCAGAGGCAGGCGAGAUUGCAGCCAGUGUUCGAGAUUUACCCGGCCUCAAGACUCCACUGGGCCGAGCGAGGGCUUGGCUACGACUGGCGUUGAUGCAGAAGAGACUAGCAGACUACCUGCGUGUACUCAUCACCAGGAAAGACAUACUGAGUGAUUUCUAUGAAAGCUCCGCAGUCAUGCUGGAGGAGGAAGGAGCAGUCAUCGUUGGUCUCCUGGUGGGACUCAACGUCAUUGAUGCCAAUCUGUGUGUGAAGGGCGAGGACCUGGACACCCAAGUUGGGGUGAUUGAUUUCUCCAUGUACUUAAAAAACGACAUUGAUGACUACAGAAGUGAAGAACGAAAUGGUCAAAUUGCUGCAAUAUUGGACCAGAAGAACUACGUUGAAGAACUAAACAGGCAGCUCAAUUCCACCGUUCAAGGUCUGCAGGGGCGUGUGGACUCGUUAGAGAAAUCUAAUUCCAAGCUCAUUGAGGAGUUGGCAAUAGCAAAAAACAACAUCAUCAAACUACAAGAAGAGAACCACCAGCUAAGAAACGAGAAUUCAUUAAUCAUCAUGAAGGCUCAGCGCCGCCUUGAGGUUACACAGGGGGAUGUAAACUGUGAGCUGGACACCUAUAAACAGUCCAGGCAGGGCCUGGAUGAAAUGUACAACGAGGCACGGAGGCAGCUUAAGGAGGAGUGUCAGCUCCGGCAGGAUGUGGAGAAUGAACUGGUGGUACAGGUUAGCAUGAAGCAGGAGAUGGAACUGGCCAUGAAGCUCUUGGAGAAGGACAUCCAUGAGAAGCAGGACACUUUGAUUGGACUUCGGCAACAACUAGAUGAGGUGAAAGCCAUCAAUGUGGAAAUGUACCAGAAAAUGCAGCAGACAUCGGAUGAUGGCAUGAAGCAGAAGAACGACAUGAUUGCACGACUGGAGGAGAAAACCAGUCAGAUAACGGCUACGAUGAAGCAGCUAGAGCAAAGAUUGCAGGAAGCGGAGAGGGAGCGACUCGACACUGAGGACGGAGUGCGCAGAUUCAAGCAGGACUUUGCCAACAAAGCAGACAGCCUCCAAAAGCAGAUCGCCCAGAGAGAGAAGCAGAUGUUGCAGCUGGAAACGGACCUGAAAAUCGAAAGAGAGUGGAGACAAACUCUACAGAACGACCUGGAAAGAGAGCAAGAGACCACCACCCAACUGAAGGCUGAAGCGCAGCGUAUUAACGUGCUCAAAAAUGAGUUUCACAGAUUGCAGGAUGAGAACACACAGCUGAAGGGGAUUUGUGAAGAGCAAGAAAAGGCACUAGAAGAGCUGGGCUGCAAACUUAGCGAGUCAAAACUGAAAAUUGAGGACAUAAAGGAGGCCAAUAAAGCACUUCAGGGUGGGCAGGUAUGGCUUAAGGAUAAAGAUGCCACACACUGCAAACUUUGUGAGAAAGAGUUCUCCAUCUCCAGGAGAAAGCAUCACUGUAGGAACUGUGGAGAAAUCUUUUGCAAUGCUUGCUCAGAUAACGAGUUACCCCUCCCUGCUUCCCCGAAGCCUGUGCGAGUGUGUGAUACGUGCCAUGCUCUACUCCUCCAGCGCUGCUCCUCCAAUGCCACGUAAGAUGUACACCAGUGUGCGCUGCCCAAGCGGCUGACUUUGGCUUUAACUCGAGUGCCGUGAUUUCCUGCAGUGUGUCAAGCUAUAACACAAGUGACCAAAAUGGCUGUUUCCCAGUGUUUUGAAGUUUACAUAUCGCACAGCAGUUCUCCCUGCGGACAACGUGGAAGUGAGGUAGCUGUUGGUUAAGUGCCAGAUGAAGGACAUGGGUAUGGUGAACAUACUGGUUCAGGUCCUUGUAAAAAAAAAAAUUGUCAGUUGCCUUCAGCACUACAACUGAGCAGCACUAAAGUUACUAACACUCCCAAACAGAUGAAUGACAUUCCAGUCUCUGUUUGAAUGAACGCAGGGUGAAUAGUACAUUCUUUGUAUAGUGUUAAUAAUGAAAAGCUGUAUUAUGGAAAUAUGGUGGGGAUUUUAUUUAAGUUUAUUUUGUAUUAAAAUGAAAGUGUGCCUCUCAAAUGGGCCUUUCCCCCCCCCCCUUUCUCAAUAAGGCACUAAUGGUUUCAAUGCUGCUCAAGAUUGAUUGGGACGGAUCCAUGAAAUAGCACUCGCGACGUCCUGAACAAAGUAUUAUUCCACACUAUAGUACAUUACAGGCUGUACUUAGAUGCCAAGACACGUUUCAUAAAAUGCAGAUAUAGACUGCUACUUGCCUUGAAUGUUUAUUAUUGUUCAUCGUAAUGAGUUUAAAUGUAGACUGUUAUGGAAACAGUUGUCAAAAUGAUAUUUUCAAGUAUCAAGUUGUAUGGAACUGCAUACAUUUCUUUCAUCACUAAAGUAUAUACUUACAGUUUCUGUGCUCAUUCCUAUUAUUUUUUAUAUUUAGUUAAAAUUAGAUACCUAAAACAUAGCAGUAGUAUUUUAUGCAUGAUUUAUUUAAGAUAUUUGACUGUAUUUGCAAGUUUAUCAUUCAGAAUUUUGAGAUUUAAUACUAGUUAGUAUGUAAAAUAUGUUUACAGCAAAUGUGAAGUUGCCUACUGCAUGCAUUUAUUUUUAAAUCAUUGCUACAGUGCAGGAUCUGCCUAAAUACCCAGAAUAUCCCUUUAAAUACACUAAUACAUUUUAUUUAUAUAUAAUUUUUUUGAGUACCCGUCAAAAGUUUGGAGACACCUACUCAUUCAUAGGUUUUUCUGUAUUUUGACUCUCUUCUAUAUUGUAGAACAAUACUGAAGGCAUCAAAACUAUGAAAUAACAUCUGGAACAUGUACAGAAUUAUAUGGUUAACAAAACAGUGUUCAAAAAGGGUUUCAUAUUUUAGAUUCUUCAAAGUAUCCAGUGUUUACCUCGAUGCUUUGCACACUAUUGGCAUUAUCUUAACCAGCUUCAUGAGGUGGUCACCUGGAAUGCUUUUCAAUUAACAGAUGUGCCUUGUCAAAAGUUAAUUAGUACAAUUUCUUGCCUUAAUAUUUGAGAUCAAACACUAAAAAAUAAAUAGCCUUAUUCUA